UACCUAUAAGUUCAGUUAGAAUCUCGAAAUGUGGCUAGCUAACAUUUUGCUUUACGGAUUUUUAUUUAUUUCGGCGAAUGCGGAACAGGAAGUGCAAUUGGAGAUUCCUCAGGGAAUACUGAAGGGAUUGAAAACCGAGACUAUACUGAAAAAUAAACACUAUUACAGUUUUAAGGGCAUCCCUUACGUGAAACCAAAUGUGGGUCCUAAUAAAUUUCGAACACCUGAACCCGCGGAUCCUUGGGAAGGGGUAUACGAUGCAACCAUGCAUCGUUUUACAUGCCCCUUUUAUUGCAUGCUCAAAAAGGGCCUGAUCGGCGAUGAGGAUUGUUUAUAUUUAAACGUUUACACACCAGUUCUGGAUAAAGAAGCUCGCAAAGCUGUGAUGGUAUGGUUCCACCCUGGUGGAUGGAAUACUGGUAUGGCUGAUGAUACAUUAUUCGGACCGGAUUUCUUGAUUGAAAACGAUGUGGUAGUUGUUACUAUCAAUUUCAGACUUGGUGCUCUUGGAUUUUUGAAUACGGGAGACAAAAGUGCUCCCGGAAACGCUGGAAUGAAGGACCAAGUAAUGGCACUGAAAUGGGUGAAGGAUAAUAUACACUUCUUUGGUGGUUGUCCAAAUAGAGUUACCAUUUUUGGUCAUAGUUCUGGUGGAGCUUCCGUAGAGUAUCAUAUGUUAUCCCCUAUGUCCGAAGGUUUGUUCAGUGCAGCUAUUCAGCAAAGUGGAACAAUUGUUAAUCCAUGGGCGAUGACGUACAAUCCCAGAGAACUCGCUUUCAAGUUAGGAGAGGCUCUUGGAAUACAGACUACUGAUUCUGAGGAAUUGGUUCAAAAAUUGUCCGAAUUUCACGUGAAAGAUAUCAUUUCUGCAUCACAUGAAAUAAUGAAGAGUGAGAAUAUUUUGAAUGGACAUACAUUCGCUUUCGUCCCGUCUGUUGAAGUGGACUUGGGGCAAGAUAUAUUUUUGCCAACUGAUCCCUGGACAUUAUUGAAGACUGGAAGAAUUGCGGAUGUGCCUUUAAUGACCGGAGUUGUCACCGAUGAAUGUAUAUUUAAUGCCCAACGUUUGUUCAUAGACGAAAUUGAAGUAUUGAACAGUGAACCAGAAAGAUUUCUGCCAGACGAUUUGAACAUCACCGAUUCAGAUUUGAAGAAGAAAACUGGUGAAUGUUUAAGAAAAUUCUACUUUGGCGAUAAACAAGUAUCGAAGGACGAUUUGAAAGAAUACACCACGAUGUUAAAUGAUGUUUUCUUCAACGCAGGAGAGCUGUUAUCACUCGAUAUCAUAAAAGCUCGAAAUUCAGCUGCAAUUUAUGAGUAUCUAUUUUCUUAUCAAGCUCCAUUUGGUCUUAUGAAAAGUCUAUUUGGUAUUAGUGAUGGAGUUGCACACGGUGACGAAUUGGGUUACCUCUUUUAUUCUGAAGCUUUCAAAAAUUUACCAGAACCUGGUUCUCCCGCAGAAAGAAUGACAAAUAUUUUAACCAAACUGUGGACGAAUUUUGCCAAAGACGGAAACCCAACAUCAAAGUUGGACGAGGAUAUCACUGUGAACUGGGAGCCCCUGGGAGAAGAUAAUAAUUACAUGAACAUUAAUCAAGAAUUGAAAAUGGAGAAGGAUCUAUACCGAGACAAACAUGACUACUGGAAGGAGAAGUACAAAAAUGUCAUGCCAUAAACUGUAUGACAUAUUAUCCAUAGAACUAUCUGAAUAUAACUAGAAAAUGUCAUUAUAAUCGUUCUACGUUAUAAAAGUGUAUAUUAAUAAAUAAACACUUUUACUUCGUUUUAGAAUUACGA
This is a messenger RNA of Osmia bicornis bicornis, 1797 nucleotides long. Its product is annotated as esterase FE4-like. The transcript has 9 exons. The record is from RefSeq and is a predicted model, not a curated record. NCBI's taxonomy places the organism in Eukaryota, Metazoa, Arthropoda, Insecta, Hymenoptera, Megachilidae. Bases 29 to 1675 code for a protein of 548 amino acids.